Molecule: messenger RNA, 633 nt
Organism: Canis lupus familiaris (dog)
Lineage: Eukaryota; Metazoa; Chordata; Mammalia; Carnivora; Canidae
Gene: BICDL3
Product: BICD family-like cargo adapter 1
Exons: 5
Coding region: 1-570 (189 amino acids)
Biological process (GO): Golgi to secretory granule transport; vesicle transport along microtubule
Source: RefSeq, a predicted model, not a curated record
AUGGGGGGCUGGGGGAAGCCUCAGCUUCCAGAGGGUUCCAGGAUCCAGGAGGGGAGGCAAGGGCCUGGCCAGCCAGUUGAGGGCGGAGCCUACAAGGGAGUGCCUAGCCCGGAAGGGAGGGCAAAGGGCUAUGUUGUCCGCCUGCCCCACCCCACUGACAAGAGUCCCAGUCACCAGGCCACCCUCUCUGUCUGGGGCCCUAGAGGGAACCCAGAAUUCCAAGUUGCUGGAGCACUGGGGGACAUCCAGACAGAGCCCUCACUGGACCAGGUCCUCCAGGAGCGGGAUGAAGCCAUUGCCAAGAAGCAGGCAAUGGAGGCUGAGCUGGACUCAUGCAGAGCCAAGUUGCAAGCUGUGGAGGCCCAGCUGCUGGAGGUCCUGGAGGAGAAACUGAGGCUGAGGCAGGAGGUGGAAGCCUGGGAGGAGGACAUGCAUCAAAUGGUGAGGCAGCGGGUCGAGAGUCAGCUGCAGAGAGAGUCCCAGUGCACUCUGGGUGCCCCCGUGAACCCCCAAACUGCCAGGGCCCUGCAGGUCCGAUUCCCCCUGGGUCGGUGGGGACGCUGGCGGUAACAGAGCUCAGCCCAGGAGCUUGGGAGCAAUGUCUUUAUUCAUUAAAAGCUUGAGAUCUAAACA